AUGCAGAGUGGACAGCUGACAACUGAGACCAUGGUACAGAGAGUGGCAAUCAUUGGAGCUGGCGUGAGUGGACUGGCCUCCAUUAAGUGCUGUCUGGACGAGGGAUUGGAGCCCACCUGCUUUGAGAGAAGCGAUGACAUCGGAGGGCUCUGGAAAUUCACAGAAAGUGCCGAGGAAGGCAGAGCCAGCAUUUACCGCUCCGUGUUCACCAACUCCUGCAAAGAAAUGAUGUGUUUCCCUGACUUCCCUUUCCCUGAUGAUUUUCCAAAUUACAUGCACAAUUCAAAGCUCCAAGAGUACAUCAGGAUGUAUGCCAAGCACUUUGCUCUUUUAAGAUAUAUAAAGUUCAAGACUAUGGUCAGCAGUAUAAAAAAACGCCCCGAUUUCCCUGUCACCGGACAGUGGGAUGUUAUUACAAAACAGGACGGGAAGGAAGAGUCAGCUGUAUUUGAUGCGGUUAUGGUUUGUUCGGGGCAUCAUGUGUAUCCAAAUUUCCCAGUUGAUUGCUUCCCUGGGUUAAAGACGUUUAAAGGUAGCUACUUCCACAGCCGGGAAUACAAGGAACCGGAAAAAUUCAAGGGGAAGAGAGUGCUUGUGAUUGGACUGGGAAACUCUGGUUCAGACAUUGCUGUGGAACUCAGUCACACGGCCUCACAGGUUUAUCUCAGCUCUAGAAGCGGCUCCUGGGUGAUGAGUCGCGUCUGGGACAAUGGCUACCCCUGGGAUAUGUUGACUGUGACUCGCUUUGAAACCUUUCUCAGGGAUACCCUUCCCACCUCCGUCAGCGACUGGCUGUACGUGAGGAGGAUGAACAAGUGGUUUAAGCAUGAGAACUAUGGCCUGAUGCCUUUGAACAGAACCAGCCGUAAAGAGCCAGUGUUCAAUGAUGAUCUCCCAAGCCGCAUCACAUGUGGAACAGUGGUGGUGAAACCCAAUGUGAAGGAAUUCACGGAAACCUCAGCUAUAUUUCAGGAUGGGACUGUGCAGGAAAACGUUGAUUUUGUCAUCUUUGCAACAGGCUACAGCUACUCCUACCCCUUCAUGGAAGACAACGCUAUCAUCAAAUGCAGAGACAACGAGGUCACUUUGUACAAGGGCAUCCUUCCUCCUCGACUCGAGAAGCCAACCAUGGCUGUCAUUGGCCUGGUCCAGUCGCUUGGUGCAAUUAUUCCAACAUCAGAUCUCCAAGCUCGCUGGGCUAUAAGGGUGUUUAAGGGGUUAUAUAAGCUUCCCCCAGUGAAUGACAUGAUGGAAGAUAUUGAUGAAAAAAUGGGGAAAAAGCUCAAAUGGUAUGGGCAGAGCAAUACCCUACAGACAGAUUAUAUUUCCUACAUGGAUGAACUCGCCUCUGCUAUUGGUGUGAAGCCCAAUUUUCCACUGCUGUUCCUGACGGAUCCAAGGCUGGCCCUGGAAGUGUACUUUGGCCCGUGCAGUCCAUACCAGUUUUGUCUGACGGGACCGGGGAAGUGGGAUGGAGCCAGAAAUGCCAUCCUGACCCAGUGGGACCGGACGCUGAAGGCUACGAGGACCCGAGUCGUACAUGAUUCUCAGAAACAUUUCCCCUUCUUGAAUUUGCUUAGAAUACUUGCCCUCCCUCUUCUCCUUCUUGCUGUUUUUCUGAUGUUUAACUAA
Emys orbicularis (European pond turtle) is the source of this 1632-nucleotide messenger RNA. Its product is annotated as flavin-containing monooxygenase 3-like. The transcript has 9 exons. NCBI's taxonomy places the organism in Eukaryota, Metazoa, Chordata, Testudines, Emydidae. Gene Ontology annotation, molecular function: flavin adenine dinucleotide binding; N,N-dimethylaniline monooxygenase activity; NADP binding. The record is from RefSeq and is a predicted model, not a curated record. Bases 1 to 1632 code for a protein of 543 amino acids.